GCUCCAAAUUCAAAUUUCCAUUUAUAAAUUUCCCUAAUAAAGUCUGUUACUUUCUCUCUCUCAAUCUCAAUAAUCUUUUCCACUGACGGCUGACAUAAUAUUCAUCAUCUUCACAUCACAUUUAUAUAUAAAAAAUUAAAACCCUAGCAAAAAAUUAGAAUAAAUAUAGAAGUAGACGUUGGGAAAGCUUUAAUGGGUCCAACUCAGAGAUUCAUUUUUUUCAGAUCAAAGAUUCAGUCUUUUCUGUACUAAAACAAUGAAGUUUUGAGCUUUAAAGACAAAGCGAAACCCCCCCACAUUUUAAAGUUUCUUUCUUUUCUGCUUAUAUCACUUUGUGUCUGAGUUACUAGGUGUUGCUUUGCUUCUCUGGACGACAAGAAACGGACCCAUUUGAGCCUCUGAGUCAGUGAUUCAAAUUCCCGAGUGAAUAUUAUCAGUGAACCCCAUUCUGGGUAGUCAGUUCACUCGAUAAAUAUUUCAGUUUUAAACCAAGAAAGCAAGAAGAGAAGGGUGAAAGAAAACAAAGGGUUUUGAGUAUAUAGAGAAAGAAAUGGGUGAAUCAGCUGUGCUUUUGAGAUCGUUUUCUCAUCCAUCUGACGCUUCUCGUGAAGCCAAAGAGGGUGAUCCUAUCUGUGCUCUGACAGAAUCAAUAUCAUUUGGGAGAUUUUUGUCAGAAUCUCUGGCUUGGGAGAAAUGGUCAACAUUUUCUCACAAUCGUUACUUAGAAGAAGUUAAGAUGUUUUCUAAACCAGGUUCUGUAGCUGAGAAGAAAGCAUAUUUUGAAGCUCAUUAUAAGAGAAAAGCUGCCAUGAAAGCAGCGGCAAUUGAGGAAGCAAAAUCAGCUGCUAGUGAUGUCCCUGAUUUAAAACAUACAAGUGAAGUUCACAAUGACUCCCCCAUGGAUAUGGAGUCAGUAAAAGCAAACAGCCACCUGGUCAUCAACGAACAACAAGAACAAUGUAUUUCCAAUGCUGACAAUGACUCUUCAAUGGAUUCAGAGUUAGCAAUGAAAAAAAAUGAUGUAGUUAUUGACAAACAAUGUGAAAAUGAUCUUCCUGAUACUGAGGUAGCCUAUUCUGUUGAUGGAGAUGCGUGCAAUUCUGACAAUGCAAAUAAUGAGGUAGAAAAUUCUGAUUUGGAAGGAGCUGCACUAGUAACAGAAUGUGCUGUCAAUGUGGAGAAUCCUCUCCAAGCUGAUAACUUGAAGCAGAUUCAGGAUGUUGAAGUCCUGAAGGAGAUUGUGUCUUCCCCUGUUGAAAACAUGCUCAAUAAGGAAGCUGUAGAUAAAGAGAAUUCAGUUUCAUUGGGCAAGAAAAAAGGGUCAAGUUGCUUAGUGAAGUCAUCAACUCAAAGUAGAGAAUCAGGACUGGCAUCACAUCCCAAACAAGCUCGCUCAUUACCACCUAGAAAUGUAAAUAAUGUUACCAAGGAGUUUGUUGGAGGCUUGCCCAAGAAAAAGAGGGUAGUUCCAAAAACCCUCCAUAUGUCAAUUAAUUUCACUUCUCAUGCUAGUGAACCCAGUAAAGGUUCCCCCAAAAUACCCAAAGACAGUUCAACUCCUAUACGAAAUCCAAUCAGAGCUUCUGUUAAUGGGGUAUCCAAGCAUCUUUCCAAAAUUUUCCAGUCAGAAGAUAAAAGGUGUAAAGCACUUCUCAAUAAGUCAGUUUCAGGAGGAAUGGCUGAAGUUGGGAAAUUUCGUUCCCUUUCUACUGAUGGCUCAGAAUCUGCAAAAACCAAUGGAAGCAAAGUACGAUCUCCAAAUAUAUCCUCUACUUUUAGCUUCAGGAGUGAAGAAAGAGCAGCAAAAAGGAAAGAGUUUUUUCAGAAGCUGGAAGAGAAAAGCAAAGCAAAGGAAGCAGAAAAGGCACAAGUGGAAACUAGAUCGAAGGAGAAAACAGAGCAUGGCAUUAAAGAACUGAGGCAGAGUACUGGCUUCGGUGCUAUAAAAAAUGAACAUUUAAAUUGUCGAUCUAAUUUCCAGAGUAAUCUUGCAAAAGAGGGUAAAGCAGAGCAUAAUGCUGAAAAGCCGAGGCAGAGUGCUGGCUUCAAAGCGAAACUAAAUGAAGAUCUGUGUUGUGGUUCACCUUCCCUGAACAAUAGAAAGAAGAAGAUCCCUCUUACUCAGCCUUGGUCACCCAAACGUGGAGGGAAGCCAACUCCAACUGCGGUCCAAGAUGCAAGCUCUCGGCCUCCAAGAAUACCUUCAAUUAGUGAAGAGAGGUCCAAGCACAUUAGGGAGCAAAAUUACAGUAUCACAACUAGUUCAGUCACUUCUCUGCCGAAAUUUGUGAGGAAGAAAACUUCUAACACUGUCCAGGUUGCGAGUACUAGACCACCAUGGAGGUCUUCAAUGAGUACUGCAAACUUUAAGCAUGUUAUGGAGAAAAAUAUCCGGAGCACAACUCUAUCAGUCACUUCACUGCCAAAGAAGAAAUCACAUGAGAAUACUUCUCCAAAUAUCCAGUGUUGAAAUUUCACUAUAGAGGGUGUUCUGUAUAGGCUUGCCCUUGGAGAAGUAUUGGAAACCUAGAACUACUUGUGUCAAUUACUCUUUUUUGGGGAUGAAAAAUAACCUUUAUGGUGUUAAACACGAUUCAGAUUAGAGUCGAUGUUAGAGGAAAUUUGUAAUUUCUGUUGAGGGCUGCUUUCAACAUCAAUAAGAAGUCAAAUUUGUGUAGUAGUCCCAUUACCUGUUGUUAUGGUCAUUUAUGAACAAAGAGUUUUUUGUGGUGCAGUUA
Mangifera indica (mango) is the source of this 2738-nucleotide messenger RNA. RefSeq names its product protein WVD2-like 7. The coding region runs from base 551 to 2470 and encodes 639 amino acids. The transcript has 10 exons. NCBI's taxonomy places the organism in Eukaryota, Viridiplantae, Streptophyta, Magnoliopsida, Sapindales, Anacardiaceae. The record is from RefSeq and is a predicted model, not a curated record.